AUGGAGAACACUGUUGGUAGAUUGUACAACAUGGCAAUUUCAGGCGAUUUCUGGCGAAUGGUUUGGCAAGAAAAAGCGUCAUAUAUCUUUAUGCUCAUUGGGAGAAAGGUUAAGGAUCGAUGUGCUGAAUACUGGCCCCGUCGACCUGAAUCGAAUUCAAUAGAUGUCUGUGGAUUGCAUAUUCAUAACGUAGGGAUUUCGUCCACCCGCGAUCCUGUGUUCCGUGUAACGUACCUUCGAAUAUUGAAUGAUUCCGGUGAAGAGGUUCGUAACGGCUGUAACAAUAGGCUCGUCUACGAGUGA
Messenger RNA from Cooperia oncophora, 303 nucleotides. Lineage: Eukaryota; Metazoa; Nematoda; Chromadorea; Rhabditida; Trichostrongylidae. The record is from the annotation of a GenBank genome assembly.